AUGUCGAGGUAUAUGUCUAUGCUCUAUACGAGCAACCUCCGCGGCAACAUUCCCAGGUCUAAGAAGCUGCAGCAUACCCAGUGGCUACCAGUUUCGUCGAAUAUAGGAGAAACUGAGCAGAAACACCCGACCCUGGUAGAUCAUUCCCGGGAAGUCCAUUCUUUCGCUCAUGCGGAUAUUCGAACGUGUCCUUUCAAUACAGCGAAGCAUUAA
Sparassis crispa is the source of this 213-nucleotide messenger RNA. RefSeq lists its product as hypothetical. The record is from RefSeq and is a predicted model, not a curated record. Lineage: Eukaryota; Fungi; Basidiomycota; Agaricomycetes; Polyporales; Sparassidaceae. The coding region runs from base 1 to 213 and encodes 70 amino acids. The transcript has 3 exons.